Messenger RNA from Triticum aestivum (bread wheat), 4989 nucleotides. RefSeq lists its product as uncharacterized. The record is from RefSeq and is a predicted model, not a curated record. NCBI's taxonomy places the organism in Eukaryota, Viridiplantae, Streptophyta, Magnoliopsida, Poales, Poaceae. The transcript has 9 exons. The coding region runs from base 2450 to 4366 and encodes 638 amino acids.
CUUCUCCCGUCGCAAACCUAGCCGCCGCAUCGUUCCCCUCCAGCUCUCUCUCCCUCUCUCGACGCUGGCCAUCGUAGCACGCCGCCUACAGCCGCUGCCGCCGCCGCCGUGCUCCUAUCCACUUCUCCCCUUUCAUCUCCUGUCGCCGAGAUCGUUGCCGCCGCGCUGCUCUCCCGUCGAGCUCGCCCCUCACCGUUGCUGGGAGGAGACGGUUGACCCUCUGAUUGUAUCGACGCCGACGAGUUCGGUGGGCACCGUGUCCUUCUACACCGUCACCGGCGCCGCCUCCUCGUGAGAUCCCCACCAUGGAUUUGUGGUGAUGUAGGAUCUGUGGUGAUGUAGAAGGGCAGCAGGGCAGCAGCCUCAACGCCACAGGUAACCGCUGAGGAUGUUUAAAAAGGACACCACCAAUAGCAGAGCACUCUAUUGCUGCAAUUAUAUGCAGCGUGUGUGUAUGAUGUUGUUGGGUUGUUGACAUGGCCCAUGGUCCAGUUGCGGCUCAUGCUCAAGGCACGGUCGAGGCUGGUGUUGGGUUGGUAGGUGGUCGUGGCCGUGGCCAUGGGCGUUCUGCUGGUCGUCGUGGACGAGCCACUGGCUGUGGAGGUUCUAAUAUAGGGCGUGCCCCUAUUUCUGAUAAUGUCGCUGCUUGCCGAGUGCCUGACGCUGGAGCUGAGCCUCUUGACAGGCGUAGGGGUGUGAGUCGGCGGGUGCCUGCUGCUGGAGCUGAGCCUAUCGCCAGGCGUGGGCGUGGCGCUCGGCAGGUGCCUGCCGCUGGGCGUGGCGCCAUGCCUCAACCAAGUGGUAGGGAGCCAAGUGGUAGCGGUGUUCGUGGCCAUGUCCCUGGUCGUGGUGCUGAUUCUGGGAAUGCAGCCGCUGCUGUUGUCCCUGGUGGGGCUGCUGGUCCUAGGUUCACCGCCGCUCCUAGGCGUGCGGCGGUCCCUGGGAUUGCUAGACGUUACGUGCCAUGUCAGCCUGUUGGGUGUCCUCCUCGAAGCCGUACAAGUGAUGGCUGGUUCCCUUUUCUGAGCUCGACCGUGGCUGCGGUAAAUCACAGAAAACGGAAAAUGUGCGUUGAGUUUCGGCGCACUCGAUAUGAAGAACAUGUCGUUGAUGGGCCUUUGCCGAAGGAUUGGCAUGGUUUCUCAGUUUAUGUGAGUUCGGAGGUGACUGGGGUAGACCGCAACAGACGGAAAAGACGGAAAGUGUCGAUUAAAUUGUGACGUCCUGGAUGCGAAGAGAUUGUUGUCCAAGGGCAUGUGCCAAAGGAUUGGCAAGGUUUCUCGGUCAAGUUUGCCGAGUCCCUUAAAGCUUGCUAUGCAGAUAGGUCGUACUACGGCCCUCCGGAUUUCUUGUGCCAAUAAUGUGGUGCCUCCUUUUGGUUUGCUGAGUGUUCAAAGUCCAGGUCAUCCUGGACACAACGUAAGAUGGUUUAUAAUCGCUGUUGUAAAGGCGCUAAGGUAUAUAUUCCUCCCUUUAAGGAUCCCCCUGCCUAUCUCCGUGAGCUCCUUCGAUUCGAUGGUACUUCUCGUGCUAAAAAAUUCAUCCGGACUAUACGUGAGUACAAGUGUAUGUUCGCUUUCACUUCGAUGGGUGCUACUAUUGAACGCUCGUUUGGUGGCAGCCGUGGACCUAAGAUUUUUAAGAUCAGUGGUCAAGUGUCUCAUCGUAUUGGUUCGUUGGUGCCUAGCGGUGAUGAUACACCUAAGUUUGCUGAGUUGUAUAUACAUGACCCAGCUAAUGAGAUUAGACAUAGGAUGAAUGCCUUAAAUCCAGAUGACAAGCCUACUGGGGGUGUGGAUGAGAGUAUUGUGGUUGGUCUUAGAGACAUGCUUAAUGAGUUUAACCCAUUGGUACAGACCUUUCGGGAGGCGAGUAAGAUGAUAGAGGAUCGUGGUGAUGAACCCAUCGAGGAUAUCUCGAUUCGUAUUAUUGGACCUUCAGAGGGCGAUAGUCCACAGUUUAGUUUGCCUACAACCACUGGGCUUGCUGCUUUAGUUGUCGGUGGUGGCUUCACGUUAGAGGCAUCUUCUCGGAUAUUGUUGUUCGCAGUUGUUCCGACGGUUUGCAGCAGAUAUCUUCUCUGAACACUACAUUCAUGCCUCUGCAAUACCCGUUGCUUUUCCCUUAUGGAGAGAGAGGGUUCCAGGUGGAUGUUCCUCACUUGAUUGUUCCUAAAGAAGAUGAUGACGAUGGACCUAUAGAUCCUAAUCCUGCACCUGGAAGUCCGACCGUUGAGGCGUCCUCUUCAUACCCUUCUGGGGGUGGUGAUGCUUCCACAAAUAGUUGGAAUAGGAUGACCAUGCAGGAUUACUAUCGUUUUAUGUGCCAUUACAAGGGUGAUCAGCCCAAUCCAUAUUUAUGUUAUGGUCUCCUCUCCUCCCAGUCGGUUGUUGAUGCACGUGCGUGCAUCGAUAAAAGUAGAUUGUGGUAUAUCAUAAGAAAUUAGGACAUGCUUAGAUCAGAGCACAUGCAGGGUAUUACUGAUGCGGUAGGUGAUGGGUGUGUUGAUGGUGAUGCUCUUGGGAAGAGGACCAUUGUACCUUCCAGUCACAUAGGCGGUCGUCGUUACUUCCAUGAAAAUUUCCAUGAUGGCCUUGCCGUUUGUCGGGUGCACGGUGCGCCUAACAUAUUUACCACUUUCACUUGCAAUCCCAAGUGGCCUGAGAUCACAAGUGCAUUGGAACCAGGUCAGAUGCCUUCUGAUAGGGCGGAUAUUGUUGUUAGGGUCUAUCACAUGAAGCUCACCGAGUACUUGGAUGAGAUUAAGUCAGGCCGGGCUUUUGGCCCCAUUACAGCUGUGUUGUAUACCGUUGAGUUCCAGAAGCGGGGACUGCCUCACGCGCAUAUACUUGUCUGGCGGAGAGGGGGUAACGGUGAGAUUGGUGUUGAAAAUAUCAAUUCAUUAAUAUCUGCUGAAAUACCUGAUGCAUUGCUUGAUCCUCUAGGAUAUGCUUUAGUUUCUGAGUUUAUGAUGCACGGUCCGUGUGGUGAAAUGAACGAUAAAUGUGUCUGCAUGAAAAAGGGUGUUUGUUCUAAAUAUUUCCCAAAAGAUUUUAGAGAUACCACUGUCAUUGAUGAUAAUGGGUUUGCCUUAUAUCGAUGUCGUGACGACGGUCGAAGGGUCUAUAAAAAUGGUCAUUACCUUGACAAUAGGCAUGUUGUUCCUUAUAAUAUGGCAAUGCUCAAGAAAUUUCAGGGACAUAUAAAUGUAGAGUGGUGUAAUAAGACACAGGUGAUGAAAUAUCUCUUUAAGUAUGUCAUCAAAGGUGCUGACUACUCUAAGGUCAUGUUAGAAAGGCUAAAAAAUUUGACUAAAUCUGGUUGUCGUACAGUAGAUGAGGUUCAGGAGUAUCUGAUAUGUCGGUAUAUAUGUGAGUAUGAUGCAUUGUGGCGCAUAUUUGGGUUUGAAAUACACUUUAAAAUGCCGUCGGUUCAAAGGUUGACCGUUCAUAUGCCUGGCAUGAAUACUAUCUACUAUCGUGCUGGUGCUGACCUCACGAAAAUUGUUGAUUCUGACUUCUUGCGAAAGACUAUGCUUACCGAAUGGUUUGUUGCGAAUGAGAUGUUCGAAGAUGCUCGUUCAUUAACUUAUUGCGAUUUUCCAACUGCUUGGACCUGGGACGCUAAAAGUAGGUCAUGGCAUCCAAGGGGUGGGGGUGAAAAGAUUGGCCACGUGUAUUAUGUACAUCCUUUGAGUGGUGAGUUGUAUUACUUGCGCAUGCUUUUGAUGAUUGUUAAGGGGGCUAGGUCUUUCGAAGAUCUUCGAACAUAUGAUGGUCGUCUUUAUCACACCUUUAAAGAGGCUUGUGCUGCGCGCGGUUUGUUAGGAGAUGAUAAUGAGUGGUACAUAGCGUUUGAUGAAGCGGUUGUUUGGGGGUUUGGGCAUCGACUUAGACAGCUAUUUGUGACUAUGCUCAUGCAUUGUUCUAUCAAGGACGAGAUGGGGUUCUUUGAACGUUACUGCGCUAGCAUGUACGAUGAUAUCCAACAUGGGUUGCGUCGUGCCCUGGGUAAUCUAAACUAUGUUGUUCCUCCUGAAAGAUUGAGAAAUAUGCUUCUUGAUGAGUUGGCUGACAUUUUCUUGAAACGUGGUUCUGAUAUAAGAAGUUUUAACUUGUCGUCUCGCUCUGGUAAAGGUGAGCAGUCUGAUGAUAAUCGUCUAAUUCAUGAGGAACUGUCUUAUGAUGCAUGUGCUCUGUCUAAACAGUCCUUGGUUAUGUUUGAUAGUUUAAAUGAGGACCAAUUGGUUGCUUAUAAGACGAUUGUAGAGUGUGUGCAGGCGGGGAGACCGGGCUUUUUUUUUUGUCUCUGGGUAUGGUGGUACUGGGAAGACAUACCUGUGGAGUGCAAUAUGUGCUUUCCUUAGGGGCGAGAGGAAGAUAGUGCUUACUGUUGCGUCGUCGGGCAUUGCGUCGCUGUUGUUGCCUGGUGGGAGGACUGCUCAUUCUCGCUUUAAGAUACCUAUUCUUCUUGAAGAUAAUACACAAUGUGAUAUUAAAAGAGGCUCUAAGCUUUGUAAGUUGUUGAUGGUAUCCUCGCUUGUUAUUUGGGACGAGGCGCUGAUGACACACAGGAAAUGCUUUGAGGCUGUAGAUAGAACUUUGCGUGAUGUCCUCUCUGUGGCUAAUCCAGAUCUUGCUGAUAUUCCGUUCGGUGGAGUAGUGAUGGUCUUGGGUGGUGACCUUAGACAAAUCUUACCGGUCGUUGAGGGAGGUACUAGGCCUCAGAUCAUUGAUGCGGCAAUCACGAAUUCUCCGCUAUGGCAUUCUGUUAAAAAAAUGUCGCUUCACAUGCGCUUGGGUGUGCAUGGUGCGGAUACCCAGGCACAAAAGGAUGUUGCCUUAUUUAGCAGAUGGGUGCUAGAUCUUGGGGAAGGGAAGUUGCCUGUCAUAAGGCGAGGUGAUGAGGUUGAGGCUUCUUGGAUACAGAUACCGGACGACCUCUUGGUUUGUACGUCUGGUGAUCCAAUAGCUGCUAUUGUUUCUUCUG